AUGCCUCAUCCAAAUAGGUCCCCCAGCUCGCCAAGCCUGCGAAUUCACCCCAAGCAGGCCUUGGAUGAGCUUCCUCUCUUUCAACAACCCUCAAUGCCUCCCUCGAAGCCCCCUUCUCACAACUCCUCGGUCCGAAGGCUCUGUCCCCGUCGUCCUCGCCCUUCCGUCGCGUCAAUAGCAGAUAUUUUUGUCGGCUCGCUGGUUCUGGCAAGCUUCUGCCACGAACACUCGCCGAGUCGUCGGGGGUUGUCGACAGUAGCUUGGGGUGCCUCGGAUCAUAAUCUUCAAAAAUUCCAGAGCAAAAGCGCCACUAGUCGCAGACCGCUACCACCCCGACGACAACCAGAGUAUUCAAGCUCAAGGUUUGAUCUGUCGCAACCCAAAAGAUUGAUCAGCAAUGGAUUGGCACGUACGGAUGAUGACAAUACAGAGGAGUAUAAUGUGGAGACCGAGUCACGGGAGGAGAGGAAGACAGAAGACGAUGACUAUAUACCAUUGUGGCCGGCAAAGAAUGCGGACGUGGAAUCGCAAACCCGCUCCGAAAGAUUUGAUUUUACAUAUGAUUUCGACCGCAGAAUAGAGAUAUCAGAACACACCAAACCCGACAACGGCAUCGGCAUCGACCCCAAACUGCCAGACAAAUUUCCCCGCCAAUCCUUCCCGUCAUGGCUGCAUCCCGAGAAGGAGAGACGCCUCUCCACGUCAAAACUAUACGAAAAGUCCUUGGCAGAUUAUGAUUGGAAGAAAGCAGUGAAGGUUGUUGCACCCUAUUCCCGUUACACAAAGACGCGGAAAGAGGAAUCGCACGAUCAAAUGGAAAUCCACUCGGUUGAGAAGCUGGUCAGAACAUUGUGGGAAGAGCCAGAUCCAUCAACUCAAUACCUGUUCCGAUUAUACAGAGAUUUGCCUGCACCUGGAGUAGCUUUGCUUUCGAAACGCACUCGUGGUGCUCUUUUACGUCUGUUCGCGCAUCCUCGAGAUCGACGAUGGGUAGAUGCCCGUCGCUAUUUGGCCUUAGUGGAUGAUAUGCUAGCUGCUCGACUUCCUCUUUCCCGCUCACUCUGGUCUUCUGCGAUACAUCUUUCUGGCCGAGCCAACGGCAAAGUUUUGAAACGAGAUCUGAUCCGAGCCGUGGGUAUGUGGCAGAAGAUGGAACAUAUCGCCGGAGUGAAGGCUGACGAAGUGGUAUUCAACAUUUUGUUUGACAUCGCAAUCAAAGCCGGCGCGUUUAAAGUUGCUGAUCGUCUGGAGGAGGAAAUGACUGAGCGGGGCCUAAGUUUUUCACGGUGUGGAAAAACAUCCAAAAUCUAUUAUUUUGGGAUGAUACGGGACGUUGAAGGUAUUCGAGAGACCUUUGACAACUUUGUGAAAUCCGGGGAGAUUGUCGACACAGUUGUCAUGAACUGCCUCAUUGCCUCUUUUCUUCGGGCAGGCGACCUCCAAACUGCGGAGCAGCUCUAUGCACGCAUGCUGGAGAAACAGUCAAGCAAUAACAAACGCCUCGCGCGUUUGGACGAUCGAUCCAACCUGAACAUUGGCGGGUCAAAUCUGAGCUAUGACAUGCCCCAGUAUCGGGAAAAAGCCCGAAAGUUAGGUCGCGUAUUGAAGAAAUCGGCGGCACUCAAGGAGAAGUUCCCGGAAUACCACCGUGCUCUCCAGGAUUCUCUUUCCAUCGCACCUGACACGCGAACUUUUUAUAUCUUCCUGCGACACUACGCCUACAACACUGGCCAGCUCGAUAGCUUCAUGGCUGUCAUGCGUGACAUGGAGAAGACCUUCCUUGUCCCACCACGUGCUAUAAUCUAUCUUUUCCUCUUUGAAGGGUUCGCUCUCCAUGGUCGGAGGAAAAAGCAAUGGAGUGCAGAAAACCUUCGGCUGACAUGGCAUGCAUAUAUCCGGGCUCUUCGGGACUCGAAUACAAGACUACGUGGAUUCAAUUUGAACAACCGAAAGAUGACAUGGGAGAACCCACUAGCUAAGAGCGUGGCAAUCGAUGUCGAGGAGCUACCAGUGACCGAUUCUCCCAACGGGUUGUACAUGGCUUUGCCAACGGUGCAUACAGUUGAAAAUCCACAGGGAUCGGAGGAAGCUGCUGAGGGCUCUACCAUGGGUGAUUCUCGAGACAAUGAACAAGCCGCAAAGUCUGAACUGGAUGAAAAUGAAGAUGAAACCACAGAAAUAGAGGAACUUGAUGUAGAUGAGGUCUUCAACCCUCGCUUGCAGUUCCCCGGCGAAGCAGAGCAAGAAGAAUCCUGGGACCCCGAGCAGCGUCUUGAAAAUGGUCUUUUUGUUGGACGUCGGAUGAUUACCGUUAUCCUGCAGGCAUUUGGAACAUGCUGUGGCCCCAAAGAGGUUCUCGAGGUCUGGUUGCAACUCGAGCGGCUUUGGCAUCCGCAGCAGCGCAAAGCGGUUGAUGUCUUCGCCAUCAAGGAAGAACUUGAUAAACAGAUGUCCAGGGAUCCUCAUCGGAACCGCUGA
This is a messenger RNA of Penicillium coprophilum, 2478 nucleotides long. RefSeq names its product pentatricopeptide repeat protein. Gene Ontology annotation, molecular function: protein binding. The coding region runs from base 1 to 2478 and encodes 825 amino acids. The record is from RefSeq and is a predicted model, not a curated record. Lineage: Eukaryota; Fungi; Ascomycota; Eurotiomycetes; Eurotiales; Aspergillaceae. The transcript has a single exon.